This is a messenger RNA of Erinaceus europaeus (western European hedgehog), 2120 nucleotides long. It is a transcript of the gene GJC2, whose product is annotated as gap junction protein gamma 2. Bases 714 to 1979 code for a protein of 421 amino acids. The record is from RefSeq and is a predicted model, not a curated record. Gene Ontology annotation, biological process: cell communication. Gene Ontology annotation, cellular component: connexin complex. NCBI's taxonomy places the organism in Eukaryota, Metazoa, Chordata, Mammalia, Eulipotyphla, Erinaceidae. The transcript has a single exon.
GCUACAACUUUCUCUGGAGGUUCUGGGGGGGCAUGUACAGCACUGCUGACCUAGAGGGAGCAUUGGUCUGAGACAUAAGGAGUGAUUGUGUGCAUAUGUCACAGGUGUCCAAGUGGUUGUACGUGUGCUCAGUGUCUGUGGGCCUUGUCAGAAACACCCCCAUGACAUGCCCAGCCAGGGUACCUUAGCUUCAGGGGAUACUGGUCAGAGACCUGAUGCAACUGGACCUGCCUGCAAGGAGUGAAGGAGCAAGGGGGUUCUUCGUGGUGGCAAGGGCCAUAACCCUUGUGCAGGUGUGUGUGUGUGUGUGUGUGUGUUAAACUGGGAAAUGGAAAAGGUGUAGGGCAGGCUGGGGCUGAGUCCCAGGCAGGGAGGGCCCUAGGAUUCUCAGAACAGGACUCCGUAAGAUGCUGUUGAUUAACUAGUUGGCCUCCCUUUUCCGUCUGGCACCCCAGAUUCCUUCACCCAGGCAACAAGCUGUGACUUUCCCGGGUUUGGGAGGAUGGCAGAGCCCAGGACAAGCUGGAGCUGAUUCAGGGCUCCUGAGUGGGGUCAGGCAUGGCAGGGUCCAGGAGGAUACUGCUCUGCCAAAGCCAAAGUAUCCUGUCUAACCAGGCCAAGGGCAGGAUCGGGGUUAGGCAGGGACAUUCCGGGGGACCCCUGGACUCAACCGCCCUACCGAUGAGCCCUACAGGUCCCGCCCCCCCGCCCCUAUGACCAACAUGAGCUGGAGCUUCCUGACUCGGCUGCUGGAGGAGAUCCACAACCACUCCACGUUCGUAGGCAAGGUGUGGCUCACAGUGCUGGUGGUGUUCCGCAUCGUGCUCACGGCCGUGGGCGGCGAGUCCAUCUACUCGGACGAGCAGACCAAGUUCAUGUGCAACACGCGGCAGCCGGGCUGCGACAACGUGUGCUACGACGCCUUCGCGCCCCUGUCGCACGUGCGCUUCUGGGUCUUCCAGAUCGUGGUCAUCUCCACGCCAUCUGUCAUGUACCUGGGCUACGCCGUGCACCGCCUGGCGCGCGCCUCCGAGGAUGAGCGCCGCCGCGCGCUCCGCCGCCGCUCGGGCCUGCGCCGCGCCCCCCGCGCCCCGCUGCCGCCGCCGCCGCACCCCAGCUGGCCAGACCCGGCCGAUCUGGGCGAAGAGGAGCCCAUGCUGGGCCUGGGCGACGACGAGGAGGAGCAGGGCCCCGACGGGCUGGGCGACGACGCAGACGCGGAGGAGGCAACGGCCAAAGGCGGGGACAACAAGGCGGGUGCAGGGGGCCCGGCCGGGCAGCACGAUGGGCGGCGGCGCAUCCAGCGCGAGGGCCUGAUGCGCGUGUACGUGGCGCAGCUGGUGGCGCGGGCCGCCUUCGAGGUGGCCUUCCUGGUGGGCCAGUACCUGCUCUACGGCUUCGAGGUGCGGCCCUUCUUCCCGUGCAGCCGCCAGCCCUGCCCGCAUGUGGUGGACUGCUUCGUGUCGCGGCCCACCGAGAAGACGGUUUUCCUGCUGGUCAUGUACGUGGUCAGUUGCCUCUGCCUGCUUCUCAACCUCUGCGAGAUGGCGCACCUGGGCCUGGGCAGCGCGCAGGACGCCGUGCGCGCCCGCCGCCCGCCUCCCACCGCCCCUGCGCCGCGUCCGCCCCCCUGCGCGCUGCCGGCCGUGCCCGCCGGCCUGGCCUGCCCGCCCGACUACAGCCUGGUGGUGCGCGCGGCCGAGCGCGCGCGCGCCGAAGACCAGACCCUGGCCAGCCUGGCGCUGCAGGCGCUGCGGGACGGCCACGCGCACGGGGACUGCGACAGUCCCCCGCCCUGCCCCGGCCUUGCUGCAGCCUCCCGGGGGCCCGCCAGGGUCGGCGCACCCGCCUCGGGCUCGGGCAGCGCCACGUCGGGGGGCACGGGCGGCGGGCAGGGCCGGCAGGGCGGGAAGCCCCGGGCGGGCUCGGAGAAGGGCAGCGCCAGCAGCAGGGAGGGCAAGACCACGGUGUGGAUCUGAGGCGUGUCCCCUCCGCCCCCCCCCCCCCCCACCUGGCGGUGGGAAGCUCUGGGCGCCGUGCCAUCUGCCUUCUUCCCAGCCCUGCUGGCCUGACCCCCGAGGGGGCAUCCCUUCCCGCCUGAGGCCCCUCUGGAACUUGGA